Messenger RNA from Musca vetustissima, 3002 nucleotides. It is a transcript of the gene Shark, whose product is annotated as tyrosine-protein kinase Shark. Gene Ontology annotation, biological process: cell differentiation; protein phosphorylation; cell surface receptor protein tyrosine kinase signaling pathway. Gene Ontology annotation, cellular component: extrinsic component of cytoplasmic side of plasma membrane. Bases 1 to 3000 code for a protein of 999 amino acids. Gene Ontology annotation, molecular function: signaling receptor binding; non-membrane spanning protein tyrosine kinase activity; ATP binding. The record is from RefSeq and is a predicted model, not a curated record. The transcript has 7 exons. Lineage: Eukaryota; Metazoa; Arthropoda; Insecta; Diptera; Muscidae.
AUGAGCCGAGAUGAAAACUUGUGUUGGUUUCAUGGACGGCUAUCUCGCGAGUCUGCGGAAGAAAUAUGCAAAAGUGGCGAGGAGGAUGGUACAUUCCUUGUCCGCGAAAGUAAUACUGCUGCGGGUGAUUUUGUGCUGACCUUGUUACACCAGGGCGAGGUUUGCCAUUAUCAAAUAAGACGUCAUGGGGAGGACGCGUUUUUCUCAAUUGAAGAUAAAGUAAAGAUUUUGCAUGGAUUGGACACAUUGGUUGAAUAUUACCAGCAAUCGGCCAAUGGCUUAGUAACCAAACUCACCAAGUUCAUUCGGAACGAUCCGCCACCGAAUGAAACACGUAGUCAUGGAAAUACCAACUUGCUUCAUCGUGCAGUUAUGAAUAACAAUCAUAUUGUUGUAUCGGAACUCCUGAAGUGUGGCUAUCGAAAUGUGGAUGCCAAAAAUCAAAAUGGGCAAACCGCUAUGCAUCUGGCUGCAUUGUACGGUGAUGAAGCUAUGCUCAAUCUGUUACUAAACGCAGGAGUAAAUGUUAAUUGUAUGGAUACGGAUAAUAACAUGCCACUUCAUUACGCUGCCAGACAUCAGCGUGGCAGCUUUAUACAACUUUUAAUAGCUGCACAUGCCAAUGUUCAGGGUCGCAAUAUUCGAAACGGCUAUGUGCCUUUACAUGAAGCAGCGAAACACGGCAAUUUGGAAGCAGUAAAGGAAUUGUUGGCUGCUAAUGUACCACUUCUGCCUCGUACAUCUAUGGGAGAAUUUCCCAUUGAUUUGGCAAAGGAAGCUAAUCAUGAAAAGGUGGUACAAUAUCUGGAGACAUAUAAAUUGAAACCAGCAAACACAAAUAGAUCACAGUGGUAUCACGGAACUCUAAAUCGGGAAGAAGCAACGGAAGUUUUAAAAACGUUUGCAGCGAAGUUCCAAAUAGAAAAUACUACAACUGAAAACGGAAUUCAAAAUGCUAACGUCGAUGCAUCAGGUUGCUUUCUGGUUCGCUUUUCUGAGAGAAAAACUGCAGGAACUGGUUAUGUAUUAACCCUGCUAUAUGAUAAUGUUGUGAAAAAUUUCAUAAUUUCACAGUCGGUAAGUUCAAAUAAUAUGAAAUAUUCUGAUCUAUAUUUUGUCCAAAAUCAGGAGAAAAUCCAUAUGUUUUCAAAAUUUUUAUACAUUGAUGACGGGCCGUUCUUACCAACAUUAGAGCACUUAGUGGAACAUUUCAUGCGUUUUGCUGAUGGGUUGCCUAUAAAUCUCAAAUAUCCUGUUCUUCCAAAACCAAAACCUCCAUUACCUUUGUUUUCAACAAUGCCACGAACAUCUAAAAAAUCGUCCGAAGCCAUACAAGUGCCACAAUGCUCUACUCAGCAUAUAGCUAAAAGCCCCCCUAUGGAGAAGGAGGCAGCACUACAAUUGCCCCAUAAGAAUUCCCAUACAUUAUCUACCAUACAUCACCACAACAAUACCAAGAAGAAAUCAAAGGAAUCAUCCGUAUUCAGCACGUUGAAAUUGAAAAGUCCCAAAAAGACCAGCAUCUUAGAAAGUAUGAGUACAUUACGAAAAAGUAAGCUGAAACAAAAAUCAAUAUCAUGUGACGACAAACCUCAAGUGCCCUGCAACGAGGAAGAACUCAAACAGGCUGAAACAUUAUUGAAGGACUUGUCCUUUUCGACAGAUUUUGCAAGUUUAAAUUUAAUCAACAAUAACGGUGGUCAAAAUGAAUUGUAUAAUGUUCCCAAAAAUAAUGCAGCAGUUAAUAGUGAUACUCUCACGUCAUCUUUAGAUUCUAAGAUGAAACCUGAAUCUAAAACUGAAGAAGAAGUUGAAUAUUUUACAAAAAGUGAUGUUAUUAUUGAAAGAGAGCGAAAUCAACAAAUUCCAACCGAAAGUCUGUCGCCAAAUGCAAAUGGUUAUAUACCAACAGUAGAUAUUCGCGUCUUUGCCGAACCCUAUAUCGAUGGUGAUAGUUACAUGACUAAAGAUGAACUUGAAGCAUCUGCAGCCGAACUCAGAGAGUUUUCACAUAAUCCAGAACGAUUAGAUUCGUUAAUAUCCACAACAUCCAAUGAAAGUGAAAUGGUGCGAUAUCUAAAUCGACAAACAAGUACAGCAUCUGUAGAAACGUCCAGAGCUAGUUCAAAAGUAAAUUACUUGAUCCCACCUGAUUGUCUUAAACUUGAAUCGAUAAUCGGAGAAGGCGAAUUCGGGUCGGUUUAUCGAGGAUAUCAAAUUCAAAGAAUUGGAGGCGAUAUGAGACGUCGUGAGGUGGCCAUAAAAACAUUGCGUGACGAACACUGUCGGACAAAUAAGCAGGAGUUUUUACGAGAAGCCUCCGUAAUGAUCCGGCUUAAACAUCAUUGCAUUGUUCAGUUAAUAGGAAUAUCGAAAGGCUCCACUUUGAUGAUGGUUCAGGAGUUGGUACCAUUCGGUUCGAUGUUACAUUUCAUAUUGGACCACAAGGAGAAAAUUAAUCCUAACUAUGAACUGAAAUUGUGGGCUUCUCAAAUAGCAUGUGGCAUGCAGUAUUUGGAGAAACAUCACUUUGUUCAUCGCGAUUUAGCAGCUCGAAAUAUUUUGUUAGCAUCAAGAAAUCAAGCCAAAAUAAGUGACUUUGGACUAUCUCGAGCUUUAGGAAAUGACAACGAAUGUUAUCAAGCCAGUCAAGGUGGCAAAUGGCCCAUUAAAUGGUAUGCUCCAGAAAGUUUUAACAAUGGAAUAUUUUCACAUGCCAGCGACGUGUGGUCAUUUGGCGUCACCUUGUGGGAAAUGUUUUCCUUGGGAGAACCUCCUUACGGUGACAUACGUGGCGUGGAUGCAAUUAAAUUGAUUGAGAGUGGUCAGCGUUUGCCUAAACCCCCCCUAUGUCCGGAACACAUUUAUGAAAUAAUGUUAAAUUGUUGGAAUUACAAAGCUAAAGAUCGUCCCACAUUCCGAUAUCUUACAGAAUUUUUUGCGCGUGACCCAGAUUAUCAAAACAUUUUAGAACUAGUUAAAACUGAUCACAUCAGUUGAAG